GCUGGGAUCUGCAUGCUCUCUUUCCCACUCUCUGCACAGCGCUGAAACUAUGUGCCACUCGCGCAACCAUCUCCACACUAUGACUGGCCUGCAGGCCCCGGCUCCCGCUCCCUCCACCAGCUCGGAACUCCGGCGAGGCUCCGGUCCCGAGAUUUUCACCUUCGACCCUCUCCCGGAGCCGGUGGUAGCGUCUGCCGCGCGUCUGAACACUUCCCGCGGGCACCGAAAACGCAGCCGAAGGGUGCUCUACCCUCGAGUGGUCCGGCGCCAGCUGCCAACCGAGGAACCCAACAUGGCCAAGAGGGUGCUCUUUCUCCUGCUCACCAUCAUCUUCUGCCAGAUCUUGAUGGCUGAAGAAGGUGUGUCGCAGACCCUGGCUCCGGAGGACGCUACCAGCGCCGCUCCCCCUGAACCCAUCUCUGCGCCCAUUACUGCGGCCCCGGUCCUCGAGCCCUUGAACCUGACCUCGGAGUCCUCCGACUACGCUCUGGACCUCAAAGCUUUUCUUCAGCAACACCCGGCGGCCUUCUAAAUGCGACGGGUCACACUCAGUCCGAAAAAAAACAAGAGGCACCGGCGUAUCUGGUGCGCCAGAGCGUAUCCCAAACUGGGACUUAUAAGGCAAUGCGAACUCAGAACAACACUACGGCCACGAUGCUGGUGCGAGCCCGAGGCACCGUGGGUCCUGGCCAGGCCCACUGGAGAAGGACAGAAGCCUUCUCAGUGUCCUAAUUAAUAUUUAUGUAUUUAUGUAUAUCCUCCUGGGUGAAGGAGGGGUGUAUGUAAUAUUUAUUCUAACUUAUGCAGGGGUGCGAGAUAUGCCCCCUUGCUGUAACACAGGUGUCUGGAUUAUUUAUUAACGAUUUAUAGGGUCGGUGAGACAGAGUGGUGGGGGGGAGGACUUGCAGCCUGGGGAUAAGACUUGGUGGCAGGUCGUAAGUUUAGGGGUAACAGUCCGUCUUCCAGCACCUCAACUCCGUAGUCUGUUGUAAGGCUUGCGGCAGACCCUUGGGAAGCCGGUCUGUGGUCUUUGUCUUCCUGCUUGCUGCUCAGGGGCGGCUGCGGGAGUCUUGGGUCCAUGGAUUGUCAGAGGGCGGCUGGUGCGGGCCGCCUAGUAUGUUCUAUGAACACGAAUAAACUUGAUUGCCGGUUAUUAGUAUCA
Molecule: messenger RNA, 1162 nt
Organism: Onychomys torridus (southern grasshopper mouse)
Lineage: Eukaryota; Metazoa; Chordata; Mammalia; Rodentia; Cricetidae
Gene: Ier3
Product: immediate early response 3
Exons: 2
Coding region: 50-532 (160 amino acids)
Biological process (GO): DNA damage response; negative regulation of apoptotic process
Cellular component (GO): nucleus
Source: RefSeq, a predicted model, not a curated record